Messenger RNA from Porites lobata, 3077 nucleotides. Lineage: Eukaryota; Metazoa; Cnidaria; Anthozoa; Scleractinia; Poritidae. The record is from the annotation of a GenBank genome assembly.
AUGGAGACCUGGUUUUGGAUUCUUGGAUGGGUUCUUUCGUUUCUUGCCAUCACUGGAAAUGGAUUUACAAUCUUCCUCGUCUGCAGCAGACGAAAUCUCCGCACCAAAACCAACGCGUUUAUUGUUUCACUUGCAUGCGCACUAGCGGAUUUCUGUGUUGGUUUGAGCAUUAUUCCUUCUUUGUUUGUAUGCGACGUUACAAGCACCUGCUACUGGCCUCAGGUUUUUCCUUCAUGGAAAGAUGUCGUAAGGUGGCUGUUUAGCUACUUGUCUGUUUUAAACUUGUGUUCUCUGGUGCUCGACCGUUACAUCGCCAUCGUAAAGCCUUUUAAAUACAUAACUUUUAUGACUCGAUCUCGUGUUAUUCAAGUGAUAACUUUCUGUUGGAUAGCGUCAUUCACAUUGGUUGCGUUCAAGACCGCAUUUCGGCUUUGCUGUGAGACCCCUCUGACCAGUAUCGUUGCAGUUGUGGUUUUAAUGAUUUCCAUGGAAAUCGUUCCAUGCGUUCUGCAGAUAUUCUGUUUUGUGUCAAUGUUACUUCAUGUAUGGAAACAUGAUCGGUCAGCACGCACCCUAGCAAAACAGUUACGUUUUAACCAUGGGAUGUCUUUUAAAACCCAUAACGAGACGUCUGCAGUAAUAAUGAUGGGUAUUGUGAUAGGAGUGUUUGUUGUGUGCUACGGAAUAUAUUUGCGUUGUAGUCUCGUAGUACUAUCCGACACAAAUGCAUCAUGUAAAGAUGAACAAGACAAAAUUCCUGUAUUGGUUUUAAACUCGGCCAUUAACCCAAUGUCUUAUGCUUUUUUCAAAAGAGACAUAAAGAAAGAGUUUAAAAGGCUUAUCAGUCAGCUGGUUUAAUUUAGGCGGACAAGUAACCGUGUAGAGCCUUCCACUUGAUCAUUUUUGAAGGACAUAGAUCUUAAUAUUGGUUGGCAGAACUGCCUUUGAUAGCGGAUUGUGUCAGGCAUCGCAGGCGGCAGUUUUGGGGUCGGCAAUUCCCUGGCGGUUUGUCUUAAAUCAUAGUUUGGAAGCACUGGUGUUUAAGGAGGGUACAAGAACCAAAGGAGGACGAGGAUACAAUCCAAAAGGGACCUUACUAUCCGAAAACAGAGACGCCAAUGAAAACGUCGCUGAAAAAUAGACUUCGCGUCCAUUGAAACUUUUUCGCCCUCAUACCAAGUCGCCCAGUGAAUUGAAAGUGCGGAACAUGUGUUAGGUUCGAACUGAAGAGAGGAGACCGCGUCCGAGUUCAGAGAGGGAUAGUAAAUAAAUUUAUCGCCUUGUCGUUCCAGUUCUUAAGCCAGUCAUCUAAAAAACAUUGACUAUUCCACGUUGUAGUUCUAUAGGGACAGCGGAGAAAUGUACAAAAAAAAGUGAUGCACGUGCAACCGGAGGUGUUGUUUUGCUCACUGAAGCCUAUUGUGUUUUAGGCGUUCUUCUUGCCGUCGCCGUUGUAGUUUCGUAAGGUUCCUAGCAGUAUAUGUCAGUUGCUCUUGAAACGGCGAUUCUGAGGUAUCAAGCCUACGUCAAAGGUAGUGGUAGACGAAAUUUCUAAUUGAAACUUUUUGUUUCAAACCAAGGAAAAGUAUUUCUUUUUCCUGGCUUUAUUUUCCACAUUAAUUAUUGUAAUCAACUCUGUUAAGUAGUUUCCUAGAAUUUAAACAAGCAUGAAGUAAACGUUUUUGUUUUUGUACAGGAAAAGAAUUGUAUUAUUUUUUCCUUUCCCUGAAAACUGAUAGUUAAUUAACCUCAGUCCAUGCUAGGUGUGAAUGAAAUAUUAAAAACUUUAGAGCAUGAUCUGUAUGAUCCAUACAGGCAACAUGGAUAUUUUUUUUCAGAUUCCCAUUGAUCCCUAUGGGGUGGCGAAAAGCAAUCUUUUUCUUCAAACAAGUUUUAAAGCUGUUUAGAGAACGUCAGUGGACGAUUUUGUAAUAAUUUGUAAUACCCGUCUUGAUUUGCAUUACGUAGUAGCUGUUCUAAUUUGCUUUCAGAAGGAUCCUCGGUUACUUUCCUGUCAUGUUCAGGGGUCUCCGUACCAAAAUAAAGCUAAAAAAGUUAACUGAAAACAGGUAUUGCAAAAAGGAAACAUAAAUUCAAAUAAACUAUUGCAAAGCGAUUUAUUUCUGUGUCCCACAUGAUGAAAAAGUGACGCUAAAGAUGUUGUCUUUACCAUGAUCUCCAACAUCAGCAUAAUUCAGAGAUUUAUUCGGAAAUUAAUCGCUAUUCUAUGAGACGAAACUACAUUUCAAGACCUCAUCAUUUUCUUUAGAUAUAAGCCAGUUAUGCAUGUCGAUAGCAUAUUUAUUGAAUGUUUAUAUGGCCCUUCAAACUUUGUUUCAAACUAUUUCCAAAAUUCAGCUUAGCCAGGAGUAAAGACUAGGUGUUCCAGUGUCCCAGCGGCACAUUACCACCCAAAAAAUUUCUAAAGAACCCCUCCCCGUGGGUUAUCGUGGGUGAAUAUUAUAAGAUUGUUGUUUAGUCACUCGUCUAUUGUAAACUUAUGCGGCUUAGUACUGGAUCGUUUUAUUGCCAUCGUCUAUCCUCUAAAAUAUAUUACUUUGAUGACUCGCCGUCGAAUUACCCAAGUUGUUUUCUUCUCUUGGGCUCUACCAGUUAGUUACAAUGCGCUAAAAAAUACCCUUUGUAUUGUCUUAUUUCAAAAUGAUACCUCCGACUGUCCUUUUAUUUGGCCGACCAUAAUUUCCGAGUUUCUUCCAUGUGCUGUAUUAAUGCUCUGCUUUGUAUCAAUGAUAUUUCAUGUAUGCAGGCAUGAUCAGUCAGCACGCACCUUAGCAAAACAGUUGCGUUUUAACCAUCAGGUAUCGUUUAAAACCCAUCACGAGAAGUCCGCAGUAAUAAUGAUGGGUAUUGUGAUAGGAGUGUUUCUUGUUUGCUACGGUAUGUAUCUACGUUGUAGUUUUCUAAUACUAUCCUCAUCACCAUGUAAUGAUGAAAACUACAAAAUUACUUUCUUGGUUUUAAAUUCAGCUAUUAACCCACUGGCUUAUGCCUUUUUCAAAAGAGACAUAAAGAAAGAGUUUAAAAGACUCGUUGGCGCUGUGUUUUAUAGAAAAUAA